CUUUAUUUUCUUCUUUAACCUUUCCAACUAAAAUCGCUUAAUAGUUAUAUACGUUUCAUGUCUUAUCUUCGCCUUCGUAAACUCUGUCUCUAAUACAUCCCCCCUAGUCGGUUCUUUCAGAAUUUCCAUUUUUUUUUUAUAAUCGUCACUGUUUUGCCCAUCUUAUUUUCCGUUCCAAAUUGUUGAUUGAAUAUUCACUAUUCAGGCAAUCAUUAAGAUAAGAGAAAUCUGUUUGAUUUGGCCGUCAUGGAAGAUAUGGGACUUGAUAUCAGUUCGGAUAUUGAAGUUGAUGACUUGAGGGAUGAUGAUAACAUAGAGGAAAAAGAUGUUAGUGAUGAGGAGAUCGCGGCAGAAGAACUGGAGAAGCGAAUGUGGAAGGACCGGAUCAAGCUUAAGAGGAUCAAAGAGAAACAGAAGCUUGCAGCUCUACAAGCUGCAGAAAAGCAGAAGGUUAAGUCUAGCACGGAUCAGGCACGAAGGAAGAAGAUGGCACGAGCUCAAGAUGGCAUUUUGAAGUACAUGUUGAAGCUCAUGGAAGUCUGCAAUGCCCGUGGCUUUGUGUAUGGUAUUAUUCCAGACAAGGGUAAGCCAGUCAGCGGUGCAUCGGAUAAUAUUAGAGCUUGGUGGAAGGAAAAAGUGAAAUUUGAUAAAAAUGGCCCUGCAGCCAUUGCUAAGUAUGAGGCCGAGUGCCUUUCCAGGGAAGACGGGUUUGGCACUAACCAAGGCAACUCUCAGAGUGUUCUUCAAGACUUGCAAGAUGCAACACUGGGAUCACUUUUAUCAUCUUUAAUGCAACACUGUGACCCACCACAGCGGAAGUAUCCACUGGAGAAGGGUGUGCCUCCACCUUGGUGGCCAAUGGGGAACGAGGAGUGGUGUGUCAAGUUGGGGUUGCCCCAGGGUCAGAGUCCUCCAUAUAAGAAACCUCACGAUCUGAAGAAGAUGUGGAAAGUCGGGGUGCUAACAGCUGUUAUAAAGCAUAUGUCGCCUGAUAUUGCCAAGAUUAGGAGACUGGUUAGACAAUCAAAAUGUUUACAGGAUAAGAUGACUGCUAAAGAGAGUUUCAUAUGGUUAGGUGUAUUGAGCAGGGAGGAAGCCUUGUUUCAGCAACAAAGCAGUGAUCAUGGCUCAUCUGGCAUCAGUGAUUCACUGUCAAAAAGUCGUAGAAAUAAGAAGAGGCCUUCUGUUGACAGCGAUAGUGAUUAUGAUGUUGAUGGCGUUCAUAAUGGCUCAGGAUCUGUUUCAUCUAAGGAUGAUACAAGAAAGCAAUCCACUGAUACAGUGCGUAUUGAACCUGCAGAUGAUGCCUUAACUCAACCAACCAAAGACAAAGAGCAUGUACAGAAGCGUCCGAGGAAAAGAAAAUCAAAACCUAGACCUGAUAACCAACCAGCAGUACCAACUAUUGGCGAACAUCCACAUGUUGAAUCUGGAAACAUGGCCACGGGUGAAAAUCACAACGAUAUACAAUUUGGUGGAUACUUGACAAAUGAAAGAGAGGUGGAAAAUAAUGAAUUAACACCAAUUAGACUACCAGAAGUGCCAGAACACAGUACUCGUGGUCAACCUUGCUUAGUAGAAUCUGAUUUAAAUUAUGUCAGCCCUGAUCAUUCUUCCCAUGCUAUCCCCAUUAGCCGUGUUUACAUUAAUAAUGGAUCAUCAGCUUAUCCAGGGAUUCAAGGUGAUGAUCUUGAACCUUGUCAUUCUCAUUUAGUUCGUGAUACUCGAGACUUUCAUUUGCAAAGUACGCCUCGAGUAUCCAAAUUUAAUGGCCAAUCUGAAAGUUCUGCACAACAUCAUGAACCUGAAGAUCAGGGGUUGCGUCGUGAACCUCAAAAUUCUGCAUGGCAACCUGGGCUUGAAUGUUCUAAUCUACCUCGGGACUUGGAUAAGUCUGGGCUUCAUCAUAGAUCAGCUCAUAGCUUUCUUAGUCCGACUGCAGUUGGAUCAAAUCAUCAAGGAGAGCCGUCGAUGGCAUGUUUCAGUGAAAUGCAUUAUAGAUCAGAGGAUUCAACAUUCCAGCUACCAGUAUUACAUAAGAAUGGAAAUGAUAUUCCUGAAGGGAAGUUCCCACCUUUUGUUGAAGAUACAUUUCCAAAUGAGCCAGAUGGGCUGGCUGAGACCCAUUUUCAAUCCCCUCUGAAAAGCUUGUCACCAGAUUUACCAGGAUACGGAGCAUUCAGCCUUUCAUUUGAUGGAACAAGUUCGUUAGAUACUGGUGAUUUUGACUUUGAGUUUAAUGACAACUCGAUUGAUGGGAGCAACUUUGCUGCUAUGAUGGAAUACUUUGCUUCAUAAGUUGAUUUUGCUAAUCUAUUGUUAAUAGGGGCCAGGUGAAACUUUGGUCCAAGGAAGUGUGGCGUAGUUUGGCCUUUUCAACUGAGAUGCUGCAGUAAAUUGCUGUUCUGAUCUUCCGGACUGUAAGAUGUUAAAUUAGUUUGUAGUUUAUCUUCAACUCUCGGUGAUUCAGUUGCUAGCAUAGAUUAGCCUUACCAUCAUUCUUUUGGUUAUGUGGGCUUAUUUCAUUGUUUUGCAUAGUCUUGUAUAUCUACCAUCGUGAAUGAAUCAAUACAUAACCAAACAAAGUGUCUGCUGGGUAAAUGUUUUUUCUUUUUAACUUGUAAGUUGAACUAUUUGGCCCU
Messenger RNA from Salvia miltiorrhiza (redroot sage), 2642 nucleotides. Its product is annotated as ETHYLENE INSENSITIVE 3-like 3 protein. NCBI's taxonomy places the organism in Eukaryota, Viridiplantae, Streptophyta, Magnoliopsida, Lamiales, Lamiaceae. Gene Ontology annotation, cellular component: nucleus. The coding region runs from base 247 to 2298 and encodes 683 amino acids. The transcript has 3 exons. Gene Ontology annotation, molecular function: DNA-binding transcription factor activity; DNA binding. The record is from RefSeq and is a predicted model, not a curated record.